This is a messenger RNA of Brienomyrus brachyistius, 1699 nucleotides long. RefSeq lists its product as uncharacterized. Bases 224 to 838 code for a protein of 204 amino acids. The record is from RefSeq and is a predicted model, not a curated record. Lineage: Eukaryota; Metazoa; Chordata; Actinopteri; Osteoglossiformes; Mormyridae. The transcript has 3 exons. Gene Ontology annotation, molecular function: protein binding.
CCUACUUUUGUCUCACUCAUAUUAGAAGUAUAUAAACACAGCAUGUCCGCUGGCAGCCUCACUUCCAAGCCGGUGUCGAUAACAGAUACGUGAUUCCGCAGGCAGUCCCUUAUCGCUGCGCUUCCAUUAGAGAACUGACAAGUUGCGAGAGAUACUUUGCCUCUUUCCAGGAUCUCAUACUUCUGCAUUUGCGUCUAUCCGCAUUCGUUUUGCGCUCGGCAGGAUGACAGACGCGGAGUCUCUGCAGCAGCCCUGCAGUCCCCGGAGCAGGUGGUCGUACCGCUGCAUCGUGGCCUCCAUUGCUUUGCUGUACCUGCUGUUUGUGGGAGCCGCGAUGUGGAUGCUGAUUUCCAUGCUUUCCCAUGAAGCGAAGAGCGAGCAGACGGCGUUUGUGUUACGGCAGACAGCAGGGGAUAAUCGCACGACGGAGAAAAGAAAAGUGUUUUACCUGACGCUCAAAUCAGAUGAAGUGAAAAAUAAGACCAUGGAUUGGACGUGUUCUGUUUCCGGGCUCUACGACAACGACCUGAACAUAUUUGAAGUGCCGCGAAAGGGCAACUACCUGCUCGGCCUCAACCUGGUGUUGCAGUGUAACAAUGAGUGCCCCAGCGGGUCUCUGAAGCUGACCGUCAGCAGCAACAAAGGCGACCACAAGACCUGCCAUAUGGAGCUGGAGAAGGACCCGCCGUCUUGCAUCCACAUGCUGGACUUGCCAGCUGCUUCGCGCCUGAUGGUCUCAAUGGGCGUGGAGGUGCAGGAGGGAGCAGAGAAGCCGGAUGGGAGCUGGAAGCUGGACAUCAAGCGCUCCCAGUGGUGGAUCUUUAUUUCGGAUGAGUGAACGCUGGAUGGAGUCUGGUCGUCCGAGCUGAAUUUGCACAUCUUACUCGGGGCACUUCUGGCAUUCCCCGAGGACCUACCUUAAAGCAUCACCAAGACUGAUUUAGACCUAUUUAUUGAUAUUUGAAAUAUAUUUUUAUAUAUAAUGCUUGUGUGUAUAAAUAUCUAUUUAAGUUACGGGUAUUUUGUAUGAGACAUUUUAUACAUUGAUUUGCAAAAUAUAUUUAUAAAAUAGAUAACACUAAAAUCUAUUUAAAAUAAGAAUAGUAUUGUUUACACUUUAAAAAAAAAAAAAGAAUGUAGACCUGCACUGCUCCUACGUGGAAUCGCGUGGGUGUCGGCCGCCUGGGAGGGCACCUCGCCUGCCUGGACCCUCCAAGUUAAGCCUUUGAUUUAUUUUUGGUUAUAAAUGUAGUGUCAUUUGAGCCAAGGUUGAUGCACUUGAAUUCAAUAUCGGUUGACCAUAUUCACGAUGAUGACAGCGGUGUCACGCCUCACAUGACUCCAGAGCCAGCGGCCUCAGGUCUGUUUAGUCACCGGCUGUGCUUCCCCAGUGACGUGGAAAUUCUGCAACCGCUCCUCGUGCUUAACCAGCAAAUGCUGCGCCACGCACCGCCCCCUAGUGGCUGUCUGGCGCACUGUUCAGAAGUAGGCAGAAAAAAAUACUAUGGUUAUAAAGAACUCUCACAAAAUGUGCUAUGAAAACUUUAUGAUUUUUAAAAAUGUCUGUAAACCAGUAGGAAUAAAAACAACCGUUGCUAUUUUCAUACAGUAUUAGAGGAUACGUUUUAUGUAGUAUUUUCGUUUAAGGCACUCUAAUGUUUCAGACUGUAAUGAAUAAAGUAAAAUGUUUUCUUCCAUA